GAGCCCUAAAACAUCCACUGGCCCGUCGUACCAGGGACACGGGGACUUUAAAGCCGAGGCUGGAAGUGUGCUCUGUUUUUUUUUUUUUUACAUCUCUCCAUCUGGUAACCAGGGGCUUCUCUUCUCCCCUCCUCCCGUUUCAGGCUCCUUGGAGAUAGAGGAAUGCAAAUCUGCAAUCAUGAUGGAAGGAUUGAAAAAACGCACCAGGAAGGCCUUCGGGAUACGGAAGAAAGAAAAGGACACUGACUCUACGGGGUCACCAGACAGAGAUGGUGGAGAGCCCCAAGAGACUGAAUCGCCACAGAAAAAGACCAAUGGGGCUCCAAAUGGCUUCUACGGGGAGAUUGAUUGGGACAGAUAUAACUCGCCUGAGGUAGAUGAAGAAGGAUAUAGCAUCAGACCAGAUGAGGAUGAGGGAGCAGCCCCCAAAGAAAAGUCUCACUUUUUCUCCUCCAGUGAGUCUGAAGAAGAGGAGGACCACCGCAAAAAGUUUAAGAUCAAAAUCAGACCGCUGCCAGCAGACCAUAACAUUGCAGCUCCCUCGGUGGAUGAAUUAAAAGCCUCCAUUGGCAACAUAGCUCUGUCUCCCUCGCCUCUGAGGAAUAGUCCGAAACGCAGUCCGGGGCUGGCAAAAAGAAAUCCCGGUGAAGAAAUUGCACGACCGAGACGUCCUGUUCCAACGCCUGCACCAGCUCCCGUCCCUUCCCCGACACCUGCACCUGCGCCCCCUCCUGAGCCUGCUAGUAAUAAGAAAUCUCCAGUGCCAGAGGAUGCAACAGCCUUAUUCGGCCCUCCGCUGGAGACAGCCUUUGAUGAGCAGAAGACCACUGAAGUGGUGAUAGAGGAACCUGAGGUUUGGGGUGCACCCCUGCCUGAGCAACACCUAGACUCCUCUCUGGCAAGACCUUUUCCUACAGAAACUCUGCCUCCGCUUCCACCUAAGAAUGUGCCGACCUCCCCCCCUCCGAUUGAAUCUCCUGCUACAGAACCUACCGUUCCUGAUGCAGAUGGGCAGAAAGAAGAGGAACAUUCAAGGCAGACCUUGCAGAGGCCCUCUAUAACUGAUCUAGACAACAUCUUUGGCCCAGAAGACUCUCCAAAACCUGGCCAAGAUGUUGGAGAUAAGUGGGUCUGCUUCAAUGAUGAGUCGCCUGAAAGACCUCCUCCUCCUUCAGAAGGAGAGCCAGCACCUCCACUCCCCUCAUCUCCACCUCCCCCAGCAGAACCAGCACCCCCAUUACCUAAAUCACCCCGUCCAUCAGAGGAACCGAAUCCUCCUUUACCAAAAUCUCCACCUCCUCCUGCAGAGCCAGCACCUUCUCCUCCUUCCAUUGAGUCACCAAAGGAUAGCCUCCCACCUGUUCCCAAAUACACCACUCCUUCUCCUCCAACUGUCCCGCCUCCUCUGGUUGAAGAGGCCCCACCCCCACCGAAAUCAGAUGAUCUUUCUCACUCCAUAGUAGACUUUUCACUAUGUGCUCCCCUGACAGAGACCCAAUCAGACUCAACCAACAGCCCGCCAACCACUGUAGAGACAAGUGAACGCACAAUCCCUCCACCCUUAGUUCUGAACCAAGAGGACAAGAAGAGCCCUGAAGAGAACCCAACAAAAGAGGACCCAAGUGAGAGCAGUGCUUCAUCCAAAGAGAUUGGUCAAGGACCACGUUCAACACCUCCUCCUCCUCCACCUCCCUCAUACAGGGCAGUAGUGUCAUCCCCAGGGCCCGUCCCUCCAGCUGGCUCCUCCUCCCCUGCACGUCCUUCUACGCCAUUGGCUACCAGCAGCUCUCCUCCUCCCCCUCCCCCUCCUCGGCCACCCUCACGACCCAAACUGCCUCCUGGAAAACCAAGUGGAGGUGACGUGAAUCGGCCAUUCAGCCCCCCUGUACACUCGUCAAGUCCCCCUCCUUUGGCUCCGUUGGCCCGUGCAGAAAGCACCUCUUCAAUCUCCUCCACCAACUCUCUGAGUGCAGCCACCACUCCCACCGUCGGUAAAGAGCUCUCCGUGUCUGUGUCAGAAGAUGACGCUUUUGUAGACAAACUUCCCAGCUUUGAGAGACGGGCAGACAUGCCAGCAGAGACAGACCAGCCCUCCCUCGUGUGGUUUGACAGAGGCAAGUUUUAUUUAACAUUUGAAGGUAAGUUGGGGUUAAUAUCUAAGGACGUAGCGCGUGCACACUCAAGUCUCCAACAUGUGGUGAUGUGUGUGGUGAAGAUCACUGGAGAGAUGGUGUUGUCCUUCCCAGCAGGCAUCACACGGCAUUUUGCAAAUAACCCCUUGCCUGCUGUGUUAACCUUCAGCAUAACCAACUACAGUCGUCUGGAACACGUCCUUCCUAACCCUCAGUUACUGUGCUGUGACACCACGCAGCCCAAUCCGAACUCAAAGGAGUUCUGGGUGAAUAUGCCGAACCUGAUGACCCAUUUAAAGAAGGUGGCGGAGCAGAAACCACAAGCAACUUACUACAAUGUAGACAUGCUGAAAUAUCAGGUGUUACAGAAGGGUCUACAGUCCACUCCUCUAAAUCUAGCAGUGAGCUGGAGGUGUGAGCCCACCAGUACUGAUCUGAGGAUAGACUACAAAUACAACGGGGGUGCCAUGACCACUCCUGUCGCCCUCAACAAUGUUCAGUUCCUCAUCCCUGUGGACGGAGGCGUCAGCAAACUGCAGGCUGUGCUUCCUCCAGCUGCCUGGAAUGCGGAACAGCAGAGAAUCUUAUGGAAGAUUCCAGAUAUUUCUCAGAAGUCUGAGAAUGGAGGUGUGGGAUCUCUGCUGGCCCGUUUCCAACUGACUGAGGGUCCCAGUAAACCCGCCCCGGUGGCAGUGCAGUUCACCAGUGAGGGCAGCACUCUGUCAGGCUGUGACAUUGAGCUGGUUGGCCUUGGAUAUCGUUUUUCCCUCAUCAAGAAGAGGUUUGCAGCAGGAAAAUACAUGGCAGACAACUAAACAACGCCAUGCAAGUCUGCAUAUUUUGGACCAAUUCUGAAUAUUUAAAACACAGGACAUGACCCCAACCUGACCUUUGUAGAUGUACAAUACAGGUGGACCUCACACACACACUCCAGAAGUAUUAUUGUAAAAUUGCAUUGUAAAAUGUGGACCGUUUUAGGGUGUACUUCUUAUAAUUGUGAACUGUAUUCACUUUGCAACAUCUGUAUUAAGGCAGUUAAACGACCUGGGUUUGUUCGUAAGGUUAAGCCUCUAUUUCUGUUCGACGUGUUAUUGGCUGUGCCUACGUGAACCUGAAUUCUCUGUAUCCUUCUCUAAAAAUGAUACUGAACAUGUGAUGUUUUUAUUACUCUAUGCAUUCAGUUUGUCAAAAGUAUCAAAUUUUCGAACAAGGUAGCAAAAUAGUACAAUGAACAAAAGAGGAAUGAGCCUCUGCCACAAGAUGGCGCUAUACUGUUGCAUGUAGUAUGAGGUCUGCAUCGGAUUUUGGUAUUGCUCAAGCUUAUUUAGUUAUGAAAACGUAUUCAGGAAUAUCUCAUUUUAAUUUACACAGGUUCAUUAAAUGGAAAAUGAUAGAAAUUAUAUUUUGUCAAAUCUGUUUUUAGACAGCCGCAGCUUUAAAAAUCUCCUGCUUGCAAUAGACUCACAAAAAAAUGAUUUUCCUCAACAGAAAAGUCAUUUUAAAUUGAAAAUAUAUAUCUUGAAGGCCGUUUGGUGUUUUCUUGUAUUGUUAAAUAGCCUUUCUGUUGUUCUAGAAGGAACAGUGUUAGACAUAAAAGUAGCUACAUGACAUCAUUCUAUUUUUAUUUAUUCAUGAUUUGUUGUAUAAAAAAAA
Messenger RNA from Sinocyclocheilus rhinocerous, 3785 nucleotides. Its product is annotated as SH3-containing GRB2-like protein 3-interacting protein 1. Gene Ontology annotation, biological process: clathrin-dependent endocytosis; clathrin coat assembly; synaptic vesicle endocytosis. The transcript has 26 exons. The record is from RefSeq and is a predicted model, not a curated record. The coding region runs from base 179 to 2947 and encodes 922 amino acids. Gene Ontology annotation, cellular component: cytoplasm; plasma membrane; clathrin-coated vesicle. Lineage: Eukaryota; Metazoa; Chordata; Actinopteri; Cypriniformes; Cyprinidae.